AUGGGAAUCGAGCUGGUGUUCAUACCUUCGCCGGGCAUCGGCCAUAUCCGAUCAACGAGGGCAUUAGCAAAGCUUCUAGUAGAUAGCGACGACCGCCUCUCCGUCACUCUCAUCGUCAUCCCUUCACGAUUCGCCACCGACGCUUCUUUCUCUUACCCAGAGUCCGAGGGCCGUCUCCGCUACUGUCUCCUCCCUGCCGGAGAUCAAUCAACCGAGCAUACCUUCGUAUCUUACAUCGAGAGCCAAAAACCACACGUCAGAGCAGCCGUGUCAGAACUCGCUCGGGGUCGGCCGCUCGCUGGGAUUGUCGUGGACAUGUUUUGCAUGUCGAUGAUAGAGAUCGCCGACGAGUUUAACCUCCCGGUUUAUACCUUCUACACGUCGAGCGCUUCCUAUCUCGGGUUGCAGUUUCACGUUCAGUCACUUUUCGACGAGAAGAAACUGGACGUUAGCGAGUUGAAGGACACCGAUUCCGAGUUUGACGUUCCCACUCUGACCCGGGCUUUCCCGGCGAACUGUUUACCUUCCGUGAUGUUAAGCAAAGAUUGGUUUCCUUAUGUUGUAGGUCGAGCUAGGAGUUUUAGAGCAACAAAGGGUGUUUUGGUAAACUCGGUGGCGGAUAUGGAACCUCGGGCGUUGAAGUUCUUUUCCAGCAAGAAUAACAUUCCUCCAGUGUAUGCGGUGGGACCCAUUUUGGAUCUCAAAACUGAUGGGAACGAUUCCAACGACGAGAAACGAACCGAGAUUUUGCGGUGGCUAGAUGAGCAACCACCGAGAUCGGUUGUGUUUCUCUGCUUCGGGAGCAUGGGAGGCUUCAGUGAGAAACAAACGAGAGAAACCGCUGUGGCGCUGGAGCGAAGUGGCCACCGGUUCCUCUGGUCGUUACGUCGAGCUUCGCCGGUGGAAAAAAUGACGGCAUCUCCUCCGGAGGAUUUCACGAACUUGGAGGAGGUUCUUCCGGAGGGGUUUCUUGAUCGGACGGCUGAGGUAGGAAAGAUCAUUAGGUGGGCUCCACAAGUCGCUGUACUUAAGCAUCCUGCGGUUGGAGGGUUCGUGACGCAUUGUGGAUGGAACUCGAUCCUCGAGAGUCUUUGGUUCGGUGUUCCAACGGCGGCGUGGCCAAUCUACGCGGAACAACAGUUUAACGCGUUUCAUAUGGUGGAGGAGCUUGGUUUGGCGGCAGAGAUCCGUAAAGAUUACCGGAGAGAUAAUAUGGUUGGAGAGUCGGAGAUUGUAACGGCCGAGGAGAUUGAGAGAGGGAUUAACGGCGUGAUGGAACAGGACGGCGAGUUGCGGAAGAAGGUGAAGAAGAUGAGCCAUAAACUCCACGUGGCGUUGAUGGACGGUGGAUCUUCGAACGUUACGUUGCGUAAGUUUGUACAAGACGUGGUCGAAAAUGUUCCAUAA
Thlaspi arvense is the source of this 1407-nucleotide messenger RNA. The record is from the annotation of a GenBank genome assembly. Lineage: Eukaryota; Viridiplantae; Streptophyta; Magnoliopsida; Brassicales; Brassicaceae.